AUGUAUGAGAGCCACUACACUAGAGCUCAUCACAUUCCUGGUCGAAAAUAUUUGAAUUCUGAUUCAGAUAUUCGUAAAAUGUAUAGCCUAUAUGUAGGGAAAUUUGAGGAAAAAAACCAAUCAUUUGUUAAGGAGUGGAUUUACAGGAAAGUAUUUAAUACUGAAUUUAAUUUAAAUUUCUAUGCUCCUCGAAAAGACAUGUGCCAAAAAUGUGAUUUAUUGAAAGGAAAACUCGAAGCAAGCAGUAAUGAGGAAGAGAACUUACAUCUUAGACAAAGUCAUGAUUUACAUUUGCAAAAUGUCAAACGAGCUAGAAACUGUCUUAUAGAAGACCAAAAAAAAUCAAAAGAAAAUCCCAGGGAAUAUUAUGGAAUCUCAUUUGAUUUGCAAAAAGCACUCCCGUAUCCAAAACUUUCUGUUUCGUUAGCUUAUUAUAAACGAAAUAUCUUUCAGGAAGUAGCAUCACGUAUUUUAAUGCAUAUGGAGGAUAUAACUACUCAAAAACACGUAAUAGCUUAUAGUAAUGCUUGUUCAGGCCAAAAUCGUAAUAUUAAAAUAGUAUUGACAUGGAUGAAAAUUGCUCGGUCAUUAAAUAAUAAUGGUGAAACGAUAGACAAGAAAUUUUUGGUAUUUGGUCAUUCCUUUCUACCGAAUUACCGUGAUUUUGGGUUGAUAGAAAUGAAAAUAAAAAAAGCAAAUUACUUAUACAACUCUAAGCAUUAUUAUGAAUUAAUAGAAAAGUAUAGAAGAAGAAAUACAUUUUCGGUAAAACGAAUGUCGCAACCGGAUUUUAUUUCAACAAAACCACUAGAAGAGUCAACGCCAAGAAAAGUAAAAAAUACCGCGGGCGAAUCUGUUUCUUGA
Vespa crabro (European hornet) is the source of this 864-nucleotide messenger RNA. RefSeq lists its product as uncharacterized. The record is from RefSeq and is a predicted model, not a curated record. NCBI's taxonomy places the organism in Eukaryota, Metazoa, Arthropoda, Insecta, Hymenoptera, Vespidae. The transcript has 2 exons. The coding region runs from base 1 to 864 and encodes 287 amino acids.